GUAACAGCGCAUGCGCACUCCAGAGCGAGUCAUUCGGCUACGUGUACCCAGUGAGUGUAGAAGAGUGAAGGUAACUCACUUCUGCUGGGAUUAAUCUGUUGGAAGACCUUAAAACCUCCCAGAACAGCUACACUAUGGGAGGCGCUCAGAGCCUGGAGAUACCUGGAGGAGGCUCCGAGGGGUACCACGUCCUCCGGGUCCAGGAGAACUCACCUGGACACCGAGCAGGACUGGAACCGUUCUUUGACUUUAUCGUCUCCAUCAACAACACCAGACUGAACAAGGACAACGACACCUUGAAGGACCUGCUCAAAGCUAGUGUGGAGAAACCUGUUAAGAUGCUGGUCUACUCCUCGAAGACGCUGGAGCUGCGGGAGACCACUGUGACUCCAAGCAACCUGUGGGGGGGGCAGGGUCUGCUCGGUGUCUCGAUUCGUUUUUGCAGCUUCGAAGGAGCCAAUGAAAAUGUUUGGCAUGUGCUGGAAGUAGAACCCAACUCCCCAGCAGCCCUCGCUGGCCUGCGGCCGCACACGGACUACAUCAUUGGAGCCGACACUGUUAUGAAUGAGUCGGAGGACCUGUUCUCUUUGAUAGAGAGCCACGAGGGAAAGGGUCUGAAGCUUUACGUGUACAACACAGACACCGACAACUGCAGAGAGGUGGUCAUUACACCCAACAGUGCUUGGGGAGGGGAGGGCAGCCUUGGAUGUGGGAUUGGUUACGGAUACCUCCACAGGAUUCCCACCCGGCCUUUUGAGGAGGGAAAGAAAAUCAGCUUCCCACCAAACUCCUCGAGUGAGCCUGUCGGCCCACUCAAGGACGGGUUCACCGAGGUCCAGCUUUCAGCCGUGACUCCUCCUCCUUCUACACCUGUGGUCUCCUCCAGCCUUGAAGACUCACUUUCCAGUCUGUCGAUCAGCUCAGCCCCGCCCACCAUGCCCAGUGAGCUGCAGACAGGCUUACCCACAGUCCCUCUCCUCCCCUCCUCCACCGGUCCCUCCUUCGCCUCCAUGACUCCACUGCAUCCUGCCGCUACUAACUUCAACCCAACCACAACGCUACCAGGUCUGAUGCCCCUCCCAGGUGGAUUACCCCCACUUCCCAACCUCCCCAACCUGAACCUGCCACUUCCAGAUCUCAGUGCCGUUUCACUGGGAGGAACCAGCUCCUUACCGCCGCUACCGGCUGGAACAACAGUGCCAUCCCUGGCUCCACUGCCGCCUCUGAACCUACCAGGUCUCGCCCCGUUGCCUCCUCUGCCCACCAUGCUUCCCUCCCAGCUGCCUCCUUUGCUCUCCCAGGCCGCGGCCCCUCUUGUCCCCAUCUCGGCAUCCAUCCCUCCAGCCUCGGUCACGCCUGCGACUAACCUGGCCGUCGACGCUGCAGCCUCCACAGAAGCCACGGAACAGCCUGCUCCCACGGGAACAACGCUAACAUCAUCCUAAGAAAGCGGAGGAAGGACUCCCCUCACCUUCUGACACCUGGUUUCUCUCUGUCUCCCAUCUGUCUUUCUAUGUUUUUCUAUUUAUUUUGCCAGGAGAGGGGGCAGACAGAUACAACCAUUCAGACACUUUUGUGGGUGAGUAGGCUCGUGUGGAACGUUGUGAAGAGAGGACGGUUCUGGAUUGUUCUGUCUAACGUGUCUGUACUGUACCGGAGCAGAACUGAGCUACUGUAUAAGGAGGAGGUUUGGUCUCUGGGUUGUACUCUUCUGCAGUCACAUCAGGGCAGAACUCUCUGAGAACCUUUUUUCUUUUUGCUUUCCAUAACCAUUGUAAGAUGACGGGGCUGGCUGAUGAACAGUCUUCACUGGUGUGUCUCUGUCAUGAAGUGGGCUUAAGUAAAAACUGCGCUGCUGUAGUAAAACAAUGACUGUAAACAUGUAAUCCUGACAUGUCCAGCUCCGACCUUUUUUAUUAUUUAGAUUUUGACACCCCAACCCCACAUGAUUGAUUCAUCUUUAUGUCCAAGGUUAAAUGAAUGACUCGGCAUUAUUUUGCACCACCUUUUGUGUUUUGAAAUGAUUAGUCUCCAUAUAUAUGCAGAACUCUAUCAUACACGCUGUUUUCAGCAGUCUGUAAGAGGCUGAAGGCCAGACGAGACGCUGACCAGCGUGUGCCGUAAACACGGCUGGUUGGGUCCUUCUUGGGAUGGCUGAAGUGAAUUGUGGGUAAAGCUGCAGCCACAAGGUGUCUCUGUAAAAGCAUGGAAGCAUCUGCUGGAUACACAGCCCGAGCAAUAAAGCCAAAUGAAUUUUAAA
Messenger RNA from Nothobranchius furzeri (turquoise killifish), 2260 nucleotides. RefSeq names its product Golgi reassembly-stacking protein 2. The record is from RefSeq and is a predicted model, not a curated record. NCBI's taxonomy places the organism in Eukaryota, Metazoa, Chordata, Actinopteri, Cyprinodontiformes, Nothobranchiidae. Gene Ontology annotation, molecular function: protein binding. Gene Ontology annotation, biological process: Golgi organization. Gene Ontology annotation, cellular component: Golgi apparatus.